AUGCGCCUUCUAAUACUCUUACCAUGCUUCAUUUUGCUCGUCAUCGCAGCCAUCGAAUAUCCAUUUCUAAGUCAUAUUCCCGAAUAUAAGGCAAAAUCACUCGAAGAAGAAGUCUACAAACGUCGGAUAAUUUAUCAGCAAAACGAGUUCAACAAGAAAGACGUCAUCGUCAAAACGAGUUUGCUACGUGCUCGUCAAAAGCCGUUUCAUGAGAACCCAAUCGAUUAUAUCGAAGAUGUCAUUGUUCAAGUUCGAUACGAUUCUGUUGACUUACCCAAAAAUAAUUCAUGGGAUUAUAUUGAACUUCGGAAUGGAUAUACUCAUUAUUUUCUUUUUGAGUUCAGAAGCGCAAAUUUCGCAGAGUGCGAACCGAAAUCGGUUGAUUUCAAAGGAAAAGGAAUGUAUGCAAAAACUGAUGAAAACACUUAUAUUCGAUUCGGAAAACUGAAUGUUUACCAAGAAUGUCUUUCUUCAAUUUCUACUGUUAAUCUUCCAUAUAUGACGAUCGAUAAGCGUUUGUCGAUGAUUAAUAUUACACAAACCGAAUACGAAUUAUUGGGUGAAACCGAUCGUCUUGAAACUCUUGCCGAAUUGAAUCAAGUUUAUAAUCAAUGGCUCAAAAGCAAUGGCUCAUUCAAAUCAAUCUAG
Caenorhabditis bovis is the source of this 648-nucleotide messenger RNA. Lineage: Eukaryota; Metazoa; Nematoda; Chromadorea; Rhabditida; Rhabditidae. The record is from the annotation of a GenBank genome assembly.